AAUGCAGCAAUAUAUCUCAAGGAGGGAAAGAACAAUAACCGCUUUGAAACCCAUCCCACCUCUCAAACAUUGCGAUGGUACCUUCUAGCAAAUUCCCAAAAAUUCUAUGUUUUGGAGCUGAUGGCUGCAUUGAUUCUUCUUGCCUUGGGACUCACUGAAAAACCAAGAGCUCAAAAAGCAAAUAAUUUGAGUGUUCCAGUCGAGGUAAGUGUACACUCAGCUCUAGGCGGAGGUGUUAUGGGAGUGUGGGGGGGGUUGAAAGGGGAAGUCCUACAACAUAUGGCUUUACAAAGUAUGAAUAAAGGGGUUAAGUUUUGAUUUUUUGCUUGGGGCUUGGAAACUAGACAGACUUUGAACUUGAUGUGAUAACCAAAUAUCUGUGGCAGAUAUUGGGUUAUCAUAUCAACUUCACAUGCUAUUGUAUACUGAAUGUAUGCUCAUAGUUAUCAUAGGGUAAGUCUAACCAUAAGCAAGUCUAAUGUAUAAUAAUGUUCAUUGGCCACCAUAAAGAGUUUCUAAAGCUGAUAUUUCCAGUGCUAGCCCUUCAUCAGAGCAAAAGUGUGAUCCUGAUGUAGAAAAUGACCAUGAGAAGAUGCAAAAAUGAUAAUAUAUUUGUAUAUUAUACUGGGAAAAUGUCUCCCAAUUUGAGGGUCACUAUGGCUCUCCUUAACCUCCCCUCCUUUACAGAUACAGAUUACACUUGUGAUUAUAAUGCAGUUGUAUUUUUGGGUAAAUGCAAAAUAAUUAACCUCUAAGUUGUGUUUUAACAUGAUGUCCUUAAGCAUAGAGAGAUUGAUUCUAUAAGUAGUCAAGAAGUAAAUCCUUCAGUAUCAACCAAUGAUUGAAAUAGCAGUUUUACUGAAUAAUUUAGAGGGCUUACUAUUUAAUAUGGGUAAUUGAUAUAUAAGAUUAAUAAUUUGAUAUUGUAAAUUACAAUAAUGAAUUCAAUAUUGUUUACCAGGUUCAUGCAGCCGUGGAGAUUCUCUCACUGAUGAUUGUCCUUGCUGGACGUGCUGUAAAACUGAAAUGGCAGGGAACAAAGCUUUUCUUCUCCCAUAAGAGAACGCUUUUCACGGUACAUUACAGUGCUACUUUGGUUGUAACAUGCAUUAAUUUUCCAUCAAAAAGGGUUGAUAGAGGGCUUUUCAAGUGAAAGUAUAAAAAAACAAAGCCAAAUUAAUUACAGCGACAACCAGAAAAAUGAAAAAGAAAUUACCAGAAGCUGAUUAGGACUUGAAUUAAAAACAACCAGAAUGCUCAGAGGAUGGAACUAAAUGUGCACAAGCUAUCACACUGCAAUUGGUUGAAGUUUUACAUCUAAUUCGUUGAGAAGGUAGUAAAACUUUUAUGGACCAAUCGCCAAGUGAGUGAUUGUAAUCUUGGAUUGUUCUCAACACUUGAUUGAAAUUUCUCUAUCUGGAAAAACUGGGUGUGGAUGUUUUAGUAAGAUAAUUAGCACCAUUAUUAUAAUUGUAAUUGGAAAGGAAGUGAGACUCAGAGGGAGUACUUAGUUUGAUAAAAAUGACAGGGAUUCUUACUAUCUAGAACCUCUUAAGUGUUAUAGAUCGAUAUGGGUCUGGCAAUAUAUUUUUUGGCUUGCUGAAAUACCAAUCCAACUUUAAAACAAUUCAAAUGUUUCACCUACUAUCAGGUUGUUAUUUGGUGCGUGGUAUUUGCAGAAGCCAUUGUGGUGCUGGUGAGAAGGGAGAAUCAUUUUCGAGUAACAAGAUCUCUGCGCCCACUCUUUCUUAUUGACACGCAUUACUGUUCUGGGGUGAGAAGGUGAGUCUCAUUCUGUAAGUUAAAAUUGUCACUGUGGUUUGUGUAAAUAAAUUUGUUGUUCAUUGUUCCAACCUCAGAGUAUUGAAAGGGUCCAAAAAUCUCUCCUGGAAUAAUUUUCCCACCAAAUUCGUGAUCAGUGGUGAAAUAACACAAAUCUCAAAGAUAGAUGUUUAAGGGAAGGGAUCAGUUUUGGGGUUCACUGUUCAAGGGCUACAGAUCAGUUUAUCUUGGGGAUCAUCCUAUAAAGAGUAUCCCUCCCAAUCAGGGGAAACAGAGCUGUAACAUAUCCUAAGAGAGUGCUGGGAUUGGUAAUCCACUAAUUCAAGAUGUUGGCAGCAAAAUGUCUUUGGCUGUUUUGAACUUCUAUUUUCUGAAAUGACUGUUAUUUCUUCCUGUUGUUUGAAUGAGAUUCAUGCACUCUCUUUUACUUUAAAUUUUUAGGGUUCUCAGACAGAUUUUACUUUCACUUCCCCCAAUCCUGUACAUGCUCUUUCUGCUGUUUUUUAUCAUGGUAAUCUUUGCUAUGUUAGGUAAGAAAUAAGAAAAAAGUUAGUAUUAGAGAAGUAUGCUCCAGAAAUCAGUUGUUAGCUUUUAUGUUGUUCAUUAGAAGGAAUGAUAUAUGAAAGGCACUGGUUACCAAAUUCUGAGAUUGAUUAUAGUUAACUCCAUGAAUUCCUAAAUUAAAUGAUUUGUGAAGAAUAGUUAUCUUGGAGUGUAGAUUGUAGAAAUUGUUUUUCUAGUUUACUAAUCAUUCUUAUUACAGUGAAGUUUCUGUAAUGGGGCCAACACUGACAUAAAUCAAUCUAAAAAUGCUGCGUUAGAGAAAUUUUUUAUAUUGACAGAACCUCCAAGUGUCUAUUAAAUCUCAAUUCAUUUAUUAAACUUGAAAGCUCGUAAAAAUUGAAGUACAUUAAAUUGAAAAAAGGCAUUACCAUUCAAUAUACACUAAUCAAAAUGUCCUAAACUCAAAAUAUGCGGAGCGUGUAUAAAGAUAAAUCUAAACAACACAAAUAUCCUAAGUGAUACCGAACUACCCUUGAUUGUACACGUUUAGGUAUAUAAAUCCAAAUAUAGACAAGAUGACAUACCUCUUUCCCCAUUCUAUUACUCUAAUAUUUCAACAAUCCUUCAAUCUAUCUUCUCUUCUGACUACACGUGUAACUCACAUGUCUCGUGGCUGAAUGAAACAUAAUGCUAACAAUUCAAAAGUAUGUCACACAAACCAAAGGGUAUUGAAAGUCAUGCAAAUAACUAAAAAUAACCUUCAUUACAGUUUCCUUAUUGCUUGCAGGGUUCUAUCUGUUUUCUGACAAUGAAAAGGAUCAGGUAAUUUUAUUUAGUUACUAUAAACCUACUCAUCAAACAUGUUGACAUAUUUGACAGACCAAUUUUCUUUUCCACCAUCACACCUCACUCGCAUGCUAGAUUAUUAAAUUAAAGAAAAGUUCACUGCUUAUUUGACUUGUAAUCUUUCCAAGGACUUCUAUUUAAUUCAGUCUCCUUUUGCAAAAUUAGUUUUUCAGCAGCUUUGGGGGAAGCUUCAUCAGCUUAUUUGUGUUAAUUACAACAGCAAAGUAGGUGAAAUUUAAUAGUUAUUCAUAGGUUAAGCAAGAAUGAUUUUAGUUCAUUGAAAUAUUCUCCCUCUCAUUAAUUACACUAAAUUUGUGGAUUCUUUUCUACAGUUAUCCUGAUGUAAUGAUGCCAGCAUAUAUCAGAUCACGAUGGUCUGUUAUCUACUUUGCUGUUUACAUUGCAGUUGUUCUUUACUUUCUCAUGGGUCUGGUAAGGUUUCAACACACCACAAUGUAUAAAUUGUGGCACAGAUCUGCACCACAUUAUUGCCAGCUAAUAUUAAUAUAUUUCCACCGGUCUCUACCAAUCUGACAAGUCACUUGACUCUGAUGAUGACUUCUGCUCAGGUUGUUGAAUGUCAGUCACUAUGACCAACAACACUCUGAGUCCUCUUAGGACUACUCUCACCUGGACAAUCAGACUACACAGUCAUUUACUGUGUAUGGUAAUUACCACCCAGUUUUCUUGACCUGUCUCUUUUAACCUUUUAACCCUCCAUACAUCAUAUAUUAUACAUCAUCCCUGAAUCAAACUAAGGUCAGUGGAAUAAAGGAAAUGAUUGUGAGGUCAAGAAGCUCUUGAUUAUUAUGCAAAUUCUCCCUGUAAGUACCUUAAAAAACUUGUGGAUAACAGUAAAGAGAACUUGUAAACUGAUGUGAGGGUGGAAAGCUAUGAGUUAACCUGUCACCCCCAGAAGUGACUGAUGAAAUUAAUUUCUACCAACAAUAUCUCUAUAUUGUCAAACUGGCAGGAGAUAAGAACAUAAACAACCAGAGAAAAUUAUUAAUCAGGAGAUAUCUUUUCCUGUUAGUAGCCAGACCAUAAGUCACUCAUUACUUUAUCAUGACAAAAAGUUUUGUAAUUUUUUUUCCAAAUUUUGGCCCCAACCAAAAUUAAUUACAUGUAGCCUAUGGUAAACAUAUAAUGUUUUCUUGCUUUAACAUUGCAGCUUUUGGCUGUGGUUUAUAAAGACUUUACAGACAUUGUAAAGGAUAAGUUUAAAAAACUCUUUGUUCAUAAAAGGUAAGAAUUUCUGUAGCAAAUCAGUUGAAUUUUGGCUAGUGUCUGCAACCUGAUGGUUUUAGUUGUCAUAAGGAAUUCUAACUACUCCUUGAUGUCAACUCAACACCAUCCACAGUAUCUCUCUCUCUUCCCUCUAUUCUCCUUCUUAAUGGUCCAGGUCAGGGAGGAAAGAAAGAUCUUAAGAAUCUGAUGCACUUCAGAGUAACAAAAGUUUCUCAGACUUUGUGUGCUUGUUAAAGUCUUGACUGGUAGUUUUCUUUUCUUUAAGGGAAGGUGUAAGAGAAGCUUACGAACUUCUCAAAGGUGAAAAUGUAAGUUGUUGAUAAGUUAGUAAUGUAUCAGUCUAUUAUUAACAAUUAACUGGUCAGUCAGUCAGUCAAGUAGGUCAUCUUCUGUCUGUCUGUGGAGCAGACAGCCAGGAGACAAGUACUGGUAGGCCGUGAGUCAGUCAGUAAGUUAGGCAUUAGGUUGUCAAUCUAGUGGUCUGUCAGUUUGUCUGAGUUAGUCAAUACCUAAUGAAUUAAUUCCCUGAAAUAGUCCAUUGUCAAAUAACUAUUGUGUCAGACUAAAUAUAACAACUUAGGUCUUGAUUAAGGCAGGGUCAUUUAUAUGUCAAUAACAAAUUUCCUGGCACAAAAAAAAUAAUCUACCUCUGAGGUAAGAUAAUUUACACUUUUUUUCAUAGCCCCCACAUGGGAUCCCAUGGGGAACUUUUAAAGGCUUGAUGUCACAUUACGACCCCAAAAGGAGUAAGUGCUUUAAUUUACUUCUGGCUUAUAAGUAAAAAAUGUGCUCAAAGUGUUUAUUACUUUUUACGAGUUCGCAGUUAACUAUAAUAUUUGAAUUUUAUUAUCGAUAGUCAGUCAAUAAGAGCCUGGACUAGUCUCAAAUCUUACUCACACACACUGUUGUUGUGGUUUAAAUAUUUUAGAGAAAUAUUAUUAAGGUCAUUAAUCUAAAUAUUGUUACUUUUCCAACAGCUGAUGUGGAGAAUUAUCUUUUUUUUAAGUCACUAAAUAAAAGUAACACUGGACAACUAAGGUAAUGUCCUCUUUCAAAAAUGCAUUAGUUUUAGGUUUUUCUAAAGAUUUGAAUUGGUAAUUCGUUUUUCGGCUUAAUUGUAGUUUAGAAUUUAUUUGGUUUCUACAUCUGGUACCAUUGUAGUUUGACUGUUACUCAAUAUUUAUACUUACUGGUAGUUAUCAACUUUUAUUUUAGCCUGGAUGAAUUUUACAAUGUUUUUGAAAACAGUGAGAUGAGGUGGAAGCAGGUAUGUGUCUUAUUUUAUCGAAAGAAAUUG
Molecule: messenger RNA, 5677 nt
Organism: Pocillopora meandrina
Lineage: Eukaryota; Metazoa; Cnidaria; Anthozoa; Scleractinia; Pocilloporidae
Source: the annotation of a GenBank genome assembly